This is a messenger RNA of Cooperia oncophora, 465 nucleotides long. NCBI's taxonomy places the organism in Eukaryota, Metazoa, Nematoda, Chromadorea, Rhabditida, Trichostrongylidae. The record is from the annotation of a GenBank genome assembly.
AUGGACUAUGUGUCGCUCAUCGCCUUCAAUGUACUGCCAAUCAUUUCAAUACUGGUAAUGAACUGCCUAAUCAUAUCUACACUGCGACGGGUGGUAGCGGAAGAUGCCCGAAAAGAAGAGGAAUGCGCACGACUUGCCGACGGAGCAUUGAUGAUUCAAGCACCAGCUCGAUUGCUAUUUGAUAUAUACGGACAAUACCACGCUACAGCAAUGCGUCUAUGCCUCCUCACACAACAGUUGGUUUUCUUGAAUGCAUCGCUGAAUUUCGCCCUGUACUGUGUGGUGUCGAAACGAUACCGUAUCCUGAUGCGACAAACAAUCAAACGUCUUCUGCGAACAUUUGAAGCCGUCGAUUUCCCGUUGAAGAUGAGUGGUGUACGGCAUCAAAGCAAAAGUUCAACAGCACCGGCCACAUCGAUGGAUGAUCAGCAUAGUCGAAAUCUGGUGCUGAUUCAGGCUGUCUAA